UGGAGACCCCCUGAGCCCACCAUGGAAGAGGGCUCCCGAGAUCGGGCGGCGUUCAUUCGGGGCGCCAAGGACAUCGCCAAGGAAGUGAAGAAGCACGCAGCCAAGAAGGUGGGGAAGGGCCUGGACCGGGUCCAGGACGAAUAUUCCCGCAGAUCCUACUCCCGCUUCCAGGAGGAGGACGACGACGAUGACUUCCCAGCCCCCGCCGACAGCUACUACCGCGGGGAAGGGGCCCAGGACGAGGAGGAAGGGGGUGCUUCCAGCGAUGCCACGGAGGGCCACGACGAGGAUGACGAGAUCUACGAGGGGGAGUACCAGGGCAUCCCCCGCGCAGAAUCUGGGGGCAAAGGCGGGCAGAUGGCAGACGGGGCCCCGCUGGCUGGUGUGAGGGGGGGCCUAGGCGAUGGGGAGGGUCCCCGCGGAGGCCGCGGAGAAGCGCAGCGGCGGAAGGAACGGGAAGAGCUGGCCCAACAGUAUGAGACCAUCCUGCGCGAAUGUGGCCACGGCCGCUUCCAGUGGACACUCUACUUUGUGCUGGGGCUGGCGCUCAUGGCCGACGGCGUUGAGGUCUUCGUGGUGGGGUUUGUGCUCCCCAGUGCCGAGAAGGACAUGUGCUUGUCGGACUCCAACAAAGGCAUGCUGGGCCUCAUCGUCUACCUGGGCAUGAUGGUGGGCGCCUUCUUCUGGGGUGGCCUGGCCGACCGGCUGGGCCGGAGACAGUGUCUACUCAUCUCACUCUCGGUCAACAGUGUCUUUGCCUUUUUCUCAUCUUUUGUCCAGGGUUAUGGCACUUUCCUCUUCUGUCGCCUCCUUUCUGGGGUUGGGAUCGGCGGCUCCAUCCCCAUUGUCUUCUCCUAUUUCUCCGAGUUUCUGGCCCAGGAGAAGCGUGGGGAGCACUUGAGCUGGCUCUGCAUGUUCUGGAUGAUUGGUGGGGUGUAUGCGGCUGCCAUGGCCUGGGCCAUCAUCCCCCACUACGGCUGGAGCUUUCAGAUGGGGUCCGCCUACCAGUUCCACAGCUGGAGGGUCUUUGUCCUCGUCUGCGCCUUCCCCUCUGUCUUUGCCAUCGGGGCUCUGACCACACAGCCCGAGAGUCCCCGCUUCUUCCUGGAGAAUGGGAAGCACGACGAGGCCUGGAUGGUGCUGAAGCAGGUCCAUGACACCAACAUGCGCGCCAAGGGGCACCCUGAGCGCGUCUUCUCGGUGACCCACAUUAAGACGAUUCACCAGGAGGAUGAGUUGAUUGAGAUCCAGUCGGACACUGGGACCUGGUACCAGCGCUGGGGUGUCCGGGCCUUGAGCUUGGGGGGCCAGGUCUGGGGAAAUUUUCUCUCCUGCUUCGGACCUGAGUAUCGGCGCAUUACACUGAUGAUGAUGGGCGUGUGGUUUACCAUGUCCUUCAGCUACUAUGGCCUGACCGUCUGGUUCCCUGACAUGAUCCGCCACCUCCAGGCUGUGGACUAUGCAUCCCGCACCAAAGUGUUCCCUGGAGAACGGGUGGAGCACGUGACGUUCAACUUCACUCUGGAGAACCAGAUCCACCGUGGGGGCCAGUACUUCAACGACAAGUUCAUCGGGCUGCGUCUGAAGUCCGUCAUCUUCGAGGACUCCUUCUUCGAAGAGUGUUAUUUCGAGGACGUCACAUCCACCAACACAUUUUUCCGGAACUGCACAUUCGUCAAUACCGUGUUUUACAACACUGACCUGUUCGAAUACAAGUUCGUGAAGAGCCGCCUGUUGAAUAGCACCUUCCUGCACAGCAAGGAGGGCUGCCAGCUUGAUGUGACGGGGACGGGCGAAGGUGCCUACAUGGUCUACUUUGUCAGCUUCCUGGGCACACUGGCUGUGCUCCCGGGGAAUAUCGUGUCCGCCCUGCUCAUGGACAAGAUCGGCAGGCUCCGGAUGCUUGCUGGCUCCAGCGUCAUGUCCUGCGUCUCCUGCUUCUUCCUAUCGUUUGGGAACAGUGAAUCGGCCAUGAUUGCUUUGCUCUGUCUCUUUGGGGGGGUCAGCAUCGCCUCCUGGAAUGCGCUGGACGUGCUGACCGUUGAGCUCUACCCCUCGGACAAGAGGACGACUGCCUUCGGCUUCCUGAACGCUCUGUGCAAGCUGGCAGCAGUGCUGGGGAUUAGCAUCUUCACCUCCUUUGUGGGGGUCACCAAGGCUGCCCCCAUCCUCUUUGCCUCGGCUGCCCUGGCCCUGGGGAGUUCUCUGGCCCUGAAGCUGCCCGAGACCCGAGGGCAGGUGCUGCAGUGAGGGGCCCUGGGGCUCCGAGGCGGCGGGCACACUGUGAGACCAACAGUUCCUCCUCCCUGCUCCUGCCCUGUGCCCCCAAGCCCCCCGUGUUGGUGUCUGAGCCAUGGGAGCGUGUGUGUGUCUGUG
Molecule: messenger RNA, 2376 nt
Organism: Sorex fumeus (smoky shrew)
Lineage: Eukaryota; Metazoa; Chordata; Mammalia; Eulipotyphla; Soricidae
Gene: SV2A
Product: synaptic vesicle glycoprotein 2A
Exons: 12
Coding region: 22-2250 (742 amino acids)
Biological process (GO): transmembrane transport; chemical synaptic transmission
Cellular component (GO): membrane
Molecular function (GO): transmembrane transporter activity
Source: RefSeq, a predicted model, not a curated record